Messenger RNA from Perkinsus marinus ATCC 50983, 1435 nucleotides. RefSeq lists its product as hypothetical. The record is from RefSeq and is a predicted model, not a curated record. NCBI's taxonomy places the organism in Eukaryota, Perkinsozoa, Perkinsida, Perkinsidae. The coding region runs from base 1 to 1395 and encodes 464 amino acids. Gene Ontology annotation, molecular function: transmembrane transporter activity. Gene Ontology annotation, biological process: transmembrane transport. The transcript is spliced from 6 exons.
AUGCCCAUUACGAACCAUCUAGGCCACAAGGUCCUCUCUCCGAUUACGGAUAAGGAGGAGUUUGAAAAGGCAUGCAAGAAGAACAUCUAUCACAUGCUUAUGUACUCAGCUCUGCAGGGGAUAUGUCAAGCCAUCGCGCAGAUGGGUAUCUUCGAUGCAUAUCUUUACGUUAUGGCUGGGGACUCUAAUAAAGCUGUCGGAUGGGCUGAGUCCAUCUCUGGGUUGAGUCAAGUCUCUGUUGCCAUACCAGCAGGCAUACUGGUCGAUAAGUUCUCUCGAGCCCUGAUAUGUCGAUGGUGUGGUUGGUUCUCCUUGCUCAUGGUCGUGUUAUCAAUAUGUGGUAUAUACUAUGACAAUAUGAUAGUCAUAUGCUUCGCCCUAGCUGUGGCUGGUGGCUACUUCGCAACACAGAACUGCGCGACCUACUCCCUUUUCGCAGACUCCAUCCCUCAGGGUCACCGUGCUAAGUGGCUAACGCGAGCAUCAGUGGUGAAUCAGUUGGCCUCGGGGCUCGGACCAUUUAUUGGUCUCUUCCUGUUCGUAUACUUUGGUAAUGAGUGGCGACUAAGUGUGCUGCACACUGUGCUCAUCAUUGGUUUUCUCGGGUUCAUCCCUGCCAAUUUUUUCCUCUUUGGAUGGACUGAUGUAACCCAUGAAGAUGGCCUCGGUGGCAACGCAGGCCGAUCAGGGGCGCAUGUAUAUCGUAAGACCACAUCAGAGUGGACCUGGACAAUACCGUAUCUGAUGUGUGCGAAUGACUUCAUCACAUGUAUAGGCGCCGGGAUGACUGUGAAGUUCUUCCCACUAUUCUUCAAAAACGACUAUAACUUCUCGCCGACUCAAGUGCAGCUCCUAUGGGCCUUCUAUGGGCUCACCUUUGGGCUCUUCACAUGGUUCUGUGAUAAAGUAGCGAAUCAUGUGGGUAGAGUCCAAGCUGGAAUCCUCUUCUCUACUCUUGGUGUUAUAUGCCUCUUCUGUCUGGCAUGGGUCCGCUGGUUGCCCGCCGUUGUUUUUACCUUCUUACUCAGAGGGGCGGUCCAGAAUGCGAUAUACCCGGUUGAUCGAUCGAUCAUUAUGGACUUCGUACCAUCUCACCAAAGGGGGAGGUGGAACGCCUUGGAGUCGCUAUCGUCUAUGACCUGGUCGGGGUCUGCGGUGAUAGGAGGGUAUCUGAUGGAUAACCAUGAUUAUCGAUAUACCUUCGUUGUGACGGCUUAUAUUUAUCUGGUGGCCUUGUUGAUGCGUUUGCCACUGCUGAAAUUGGUCCCUAAGGAGGAGAAGUUCACGUUCACGGAGAGUCUACUGAGUGUUCCAGAAAGCAAUGCUAGUAUGGAUGAGGAGAGGAUGAAAGUUAUGGCGAGCCCACGAACGCCAAACUCUAAGUUCGAAAACUGAGUCUUCUUCCAACCUGUUCAUCACGUUGUCAUCUACCCAC